CCUACAGUGCGGAAACAGUAAGCAUCUCACGAAUCCGCAUGGAGUUCCUGACCAGUCGAGAACCAUCGACACCCUCAACCAACGAGCAUCCCUCUGGUGCCUCUGUCGCUUACUCCCUUCCUCUCUCCCCCUGGCUACUACUCUAGUACUAGUGCCUCUCUACGCUAGCGCUACGCUCCAAACGAAAGUAAGCCGGCCCACAGGCUGA
Molecule: messenger RNA, 208 nt
Organism: Amoebophrya sp. A120
Lineage: Eukaryota; Dinophyceae; Syndiniales; Amoebophryaceae
Source: the annotation of a GenBank genome assembly